This is a messenger RNA of Haemonchus placei, 222 nucleotides long. Lineage: Eukaryota; Metazoa; Nematoda; Chromadorea; Rhabditida; Trichostrongylidae. The record is from the annotation of a GenBank genome assembly.
AUGGGUUGGCUAGAUGCGAAUGCAGAAGACUUCCCUAAACCCAGUGAACACGCCAAGAAGUAUAUACAUUUGGAUCACGAAGCCAUUGACAAUUGCUGCAUAGAAUUCGGCAGUCCCCGCUUUGACCUGCCUUUUAAUGUCGAUGGGAAAAAAAUGACUCAGUUACACUGCAUGAAUCCUCCGAUACAUGAUCUCGUUGACAUCAUUGAGAAAGCAUCCUAA